Messenger RNA from Lasiodiplodia theobromae, 1146 nucleotides. Its product is annotated as Endo-beta-1,4-glucanase D. The record is from RefSeq and is a predicted model, not a curated record. The transcript has a single exon. Lineage: Eukaryota; Fungi; Ascomycota; Dothideomycetes; Botryosphaeriales; Botryosphaeriaceae. Gene Ontology annotation, molecular function: cellulose binding. The coding region runs from base 1 to 1146 and encodes 381 amino acids. Gene Ontology annotation, cellular component: extracellular region. Gene Ontology annotation, biological process: carbohydrate metabolic process.
AUGAAGACUCAAGUUUACAGCAUGUUCGCUCUGGCAGCGGCCGCUAAGCUUGCCAACGCCCACGCCACUGUUUUCGCCGCGUGGAUCAACGAUGAGGACCAGGGCCUCGGCAACUCUGCCUCUGGCUACAUCCGCAGCCCCCCCAACAACAACCCCAUCACUGAUGUCACCUCCUCCAACAUGGCCUGCAACGUCGGCGGUACUACCGCUACCGCCAAGACCCUCGAGGUCAAGUCCGGCGACAAGUUCACCUUCGAGUGGCACCACAACAACCGCGACUCCGGCGACGACAUCAUUGCCUCUUCCCACAAGGGCCCCGUCAUGGUCUACAUGGCCCCCACCGAGAAGGGCUCCGCCGGCUCCGGCUGGGUCAAGAUCGCCGAGGAGGGCUACAGCGGUGGCACCUGGGCCGUCGACACCCUGAUCGCCAACAAGGGCAAGCACUCCAUCACCAUCCCCGACGUCCCCGCCGGCGAGUACCUGCUCCGCCCCGAGAUCAUCGCCCUCCACGAGGGUAACCGCGCGAACGGUGCCCAGCUCUACAUGGAGUGCGUCCAGAUCAAGGUCACCUCCGACGGCUCCAGCACCCUGCCCGAGGGUGUCUCCUUCCCCGGUGCCUACACCGCCACCGACAAGGGUAUCCUGUUCGACAUCUACAACAGCUUCGACAGCUACCCCAUCCCCGGCCCCUCGGUCUGGGACGGUGCCUCCGGCUCCACUGCCGCCUCCACUGGCGCUGUCAAGGCCGAGACCUCCGCCGCUGCCUCCACCCCGGCUGCCACCUCGGCCGCCGCUCCCGUCGAGACCUCCGCUGCCGCUGAGACCCCCGCCACUUCUGCCCCGGCUACCACUGCCGCCCCCGUCGCUACCACCUCUGCUGCCGCUAACAACGGCGGCAACGUCGUCACUGAGACCGCCUACACCACUGAGGACGUCAUUGCCACCACUUUCGCUACCGUUACCGCCGGCCAGGCUUCCGCUACCCAGGCCGCCUCCUCUGGCUCUUCCUCUGGCUCCUCCUCGGGCACCGCCGGCAAAUACGCGCAGUGCGGGGGUACCAGCUACACCGGUCCUACCACCUGCGAAGAUGGCUGGACCUGCAAGGAGUGGAACCAGUGGUACAGCCAAUGCGUGGCUAGCGCUUAA